AUGAAUCUCAGUGCAGCCAUUGACAAUAAUAUUCUCAAAUUCUCUUAUCCACGCCACCAUAACACCAAUUCGGAGUCGGCAGCGCCAUCCUACCGCCCAAGAGGACCUAUGCAAUCCAUUCCUCGUGCAGUACAUGCCCAUAGCGCCUCGACGGGGAGCGCAACCUCUGACAUUACGAUUGGCACUCCUGACGUCGCCAACCCAAGUGGUCACACACGCAGCGGGAGCGCAUCCGUUUCCAUGAGCAAAAUGUUCAGCUCCAACCCAUUCAAACACGUACGAAACCACAGUAACCAAUGUCUCGCAACCAUGUCGCCGCAGGACGUGAUUGCGCGUAUUCUCGCCCAGGACGAGAUCCCCCGCGGCACCUUUCUCGCUUCCGAGCGGGAGAAAGACUUGGCGAAGAAUGGCGGGUGCGCAGGCGGGUUGGCGCGUCGGUAUCCCGAACGCCUCGAUAGCCGACGUGCACUCUUGUCCAUGGCGAAUGGUGCUAAAGCUCCGAUUGUUCUUCGAGGACCGAGUCCGACGCGGGGGUCGCCUUGCAAUGCUCGAAAGGGGCAGACAACCAAUUGCCAGUUUGAGGCUGCGGUUCCUUUAGCACCUGUACCUCCUGUCCCCAGCGCUGGCACUUAUGCUCAGAAGCAACUCCCUCCGACGCCGCCUUUGUCCAUUUUGAGCGGCGUCGAGCUCUCGCCUUCGUCGGCAUUGAUUGCGAUGUAUGCGUGCACUCUAUCGCCGAUGCAAGAUGAUGCCUGCAAGCUCCCUUCAGUGCCCGAGAAGAAGUCUACUAUCCCCCCUACGAAGCCACUCAACCUUGGGCUUGCCCGACCUACCAUCACCACUACCGUCACCGCUACGGCAUCGUCAGAAACCAAGCGAUUCUCGCGUAUCCUCCAAACUGCUGUUCCUGCAAAAGUAGUCAAGAGGCGAACAAAUGUUCCCGCUCCAAUUCGUCCACCUCAUUUCCGUGGGCCUCGCGCAUUCAACGCACCUCUGAGUGCGACGAGCAGUGAGUCCUCCGAGGACGAAAGUAGCUUUUUGGCACUCGACUUUCCUCUACCGCCUCAAACCCGCCAGGACAAGGCAGUUUCCGCCUCGAAGGAGCCCUUGACAGACAAGGUUGUCGUUGUCACUGCACCGGAACCGACACCCAUGGGUGACUUGUCCAUUACACCUCUGGAUAUCCCAGUUGACUGGGAUGACUUGCACGACCGUUGGACAUCGCCAGUGAUCAACCUCCAUCAAGAUGCCAUGCUAGCCGAUUUGCUCAGCGAGACCAUGGACCUACCUCGCACUGAUCCUACUAGUGUAGUGCUCGUCGACAGUGAUCAAGAAGACUCGGACGUGCUGCUCGCAUUCCAAGACGAUGUAGCCAGCCUGUUUGCACGUUCGCCGACGGUCGACGUGCGGACGCUGGAUCAGGACGAAGAGGAUAUUAUGGAUCGGCAUUUAGAGCCGAGCGCUAUGCCGAUUCCGUGCGAGCCGGAGGAAGCGGAGGAAGUAGAGGAAGGGGACCCCUGUGAACCGGUGGGUCGGGAAAAGAGGCAUGGAAGGGUGCUGGUCACAAAGGAGAUUAAGCUCUGCCUGGACGUGGAUAUUGCACAGACAAUCGAACAGGAAGAGCAGCGGCGGCGGCGGCGCAAGUCUGAAGUGUACGUGGCUGGCGAGUCAUUUUUAAUGAUGGCGUCUCCCCUGAGCCCGGAGAGUUCAUAUGGUAGUAGUAGUAGGACCAGCUAUUUGUGGUAA
This is a messenger RNA of Serendipita indica DSM 11827, 1746 nucleotides long. The record is from the annotation of a GenBank genome assembly. NCBI's taxonomy places the organism in Eukaryota, Fungi, Basidiomycota, Agaricomycetes, Sebacinales, Serendipitaceae.